Trichosurus vulpecula (common brushtail) is the source of this 8240-nucleotide messenger RNA. RefSeq names its product RNA exonuclease 1 homolog (gene REXO1). The record is from RefSeq and is a predicted model, not a curated record. Bases 185 to 3997 code for a protein of 1270 amino acids. The transcript is spliced from 16 exons. Gene Ontology annotation, molecular function: nucleic acid binding; exonuclease activity. Gene Ontology annotation, cellular component: nucleus. Lineage: Eukaryota; Metazoa; Chordata; Mammalia; Diprotodontia; Phalangeridae.
GGGGGGGGCGGGCCUCGCGCGGCAAGAUGGCAGCCGCGGCUGAGGAGGCUGAGGCGGCGGCGCGGCCUGCGGGGCCCCGGAGCUCCAAGAGGGACCUGUAAGAGGGGCCUGUGGCUCCGGCAGCUCCGGGCCCCGGCCCGGGCUGCGAGGACGGCGGUGGCGGUUGCGGUGGAGCCCCGGGACAAUGCUGCGCUCCACCGGCUUUUUCCGGGCCAUCGACUGUCCCUACUGGGCCGGGGCCGGCGCGGGGGCGUCCUGCUGCCGGAGGCCCUACUGCCACUUCCGGCACCGCGGCUCUGAGCGCGGCCCUGCCCGGGGCGAGGCGUCCUCAGCAGCCGCUAACGGCCCCGGCCCCGGCCCCGGCGGCGGGGGUGCGGUCCGGAGUGCGGGAGAGCUUGGCUAUGACCCAUAUAACCCUGACCUUCCGAAGCCUUCAGUUGGGACUGAACAUGGCUCCCUGGGGGAUGUCCCGGAACCCAGCUCUGGCAUCUUGGAGCUGGAGUUAGUCAACCAGGCCAUUGAGGCUGUCCGGAAUGAAGUGGAACGAGAGGAAAAGAAAUACAAGGAGCUACUAGAGACCACCAAGGAGUAUGGCGCCACAGAGACCUCACUUGUUUCACAAAGCCCCACUGGAGCUGGGAUGCCCAACCCAGACUCCUUUGCCACAUCCUUAGAAUAUAAUCCAGGUAGCUACAAUCUAUUAAAUAAUAAUGCAGACUAUAACCCUACCCCCUUGGCUGCUGCUAAUAAAUGUAACAAGUAUACUUUGGAUUCUUUGGAAAAAUCCAAGGCUAAAGGUAACUCUCUGGAAUAUGUUCCAAAGUCUGUGAUCCAGCCCAAAAAAUAUGGCCGUGCUGUUCCCAAUAGCAAAUAUGUGAUUGACAAUUCUAAGCCAUCCACAGAUUUGGAAUAUGACCCCCUUUCAAAUUACUCAGCUAGGCUUUUAAAUAAGGGCAGUCCAAAGGAUCAGAAAGGGGUCAAAAGGAGAAGGGACUCAAACCAAGAUGAGUCCUAUACUCCUUCGCUCAAGAAGCAUUGUGAUGUUUUUAGCAAUUAUGAAACAGAUGCCAGAUUUUCUGACUCAGAAGAUGAAGACCCCAGCUCAGAGAACCAGCCAAGUCCUGCCAGCCCCACAAAAGCCAGAACCAAUUCAGAGAGUCAGUCCAGCAGUGGGUCCUCCCCUGCCAAGGGAAAGCCUCUGGAACCUGAGGAAAGUAGUUCAAGGGAGACGAAAGAGAUCGCUGUGCAAUAUGACAUGGGGGAUAUCCAGAAGCGGCAGAGUCCCCUUGCAAAACCCCCACCAGAGAAGAGUGGAAAAGGAAGCAAACACUCUUCAGAAGGGAAAGAGAAAGUGGCAGGAGGGGACCUAAAGUGUAAAGGCAGCCUGAAGGACCACAGAGUCCAGAAGAGAAAAUCACAUGACCAAAAGAACUCAGGCCAUCAGGAGAUGGAGAGUCAGAGAGAAAAAAGCAAAUCGUCUGAGAAGGACAAAGGGAAGAGUAAGGACAAAGCAAAAGGGAAAUUAGGGGAAAAAAAUCAUAGAGAGAAGAAACUCACUAAGGUCAAAAGUGAUGGACAUAUAAGUAAGAUGGAGAAAUCCAAGUUGGAAAAGCAAGAGGUGGCCAGGAAAGAGAAGUUAUCAUCUGCCGUGUUAGUGGCCAGCUCAGGGAAAAGGAAGAACGAUGGCCUUAGUAAGAAACCUAGCACAGGGAAGCUGGGGAACCAUAAGAAGGAGUCCAAGCUGAAGCCAGCAGAUCCUCCUAAUGGGAAAAACAUGUCCAGUAGCAAUAAGCUAAAAGACAAGAAAGGAAGCAAAACCUUCUCCUCAGGUAGGCUGAAAGACAAGAAAUCCCUUUCUUUAGAUGAAGGCAGUUCCCAGGGGUCUCCAAAGCCUAAAAAGAGGACAUUGAGCCAUAUUGACCUCUUUGGAGAUGAGAGUGGGGAUGAAGGGGAAGGGACAUCCCCAGUUCUUCCUGCAACCCUUCCAAGUCUAAGCUCAGACUCAGACUCAGAUGAUGGAAGCCUCCUGAAUGACAGCAAGGGACCAAAGUGUCUCCGGGGUGCCCAGAUUGCUACCUCUUCUUCCUCAUCUUCUGAGGCCUCCGAUGACAUCGACUAUUCUGUCCUGGAGAAGGAAUUAGAUUAUGAUUCAGACCCCAUGGAAGAAUGUCUUCGGAUUUUUAAUGAGUCUACAGAUGUGAAGACUGAAGACAAGGGGAGGCUCAACAAACAGCCAUCAAAGGAAGAGAAGAUUGAGGGAAAGUCAGAGGACAGUUUGACUACGUUGUUUCCAGGUCAGAAGAGGAGGAUUUCCCAUCUCUCCAAGCAAGGAAAUGCUGAAGUCCCAAGCAAGCCAGUCAUUCGGCCCUAUCGCCCACCCACGGCUCAGGAGACCUGCUACCGACGAACCCAGCUUGCCCAGAGACAGGCCUCAGAUAUUCUGGCAGCGAGACUGGCAGCCCAGAAGCAUUCUCUAUCUCUGCCUGAGGAGAAGAGGAGAAUUGCCCAUGUGCCUAAUCCCCGAAUGGCCACUGCACUGGCGGCAGCAGCCAAUUCAGCCCCCACAGGUGCCAAGAAAAGUAAUUCUUUGAACACCGUUCAAGUCGCAAAUGGCUCUGAGCCAAACAUCUCCUUGAAGUCUCGAACGCUGUCUGGAAUGGCUUCUAAAACGAGCACGACAUCCGUGCAGAAGAGGAUAGCACAUAUGCCCUCCCUACAGAGUGUAAGCUUAAAUAGGCCAGUCAUUCCAACUGAGUUUGGGGCCAAGGUUCCUACCAACAUCCGCCAACGUUAUCUUAAUCUUUUUAUUGAUGAGUGCCUGAAGUUUUGUCCGUCACCCCAAGAAGCUUAUGACAAGGCUUUAUCUGAGGAGAAGGUGGCCUAUGAACGGAGUUCAAGCAAGAAUAUCUACUUGAAUGUGGCUGUUAAUACCCUAAAGAAGCUAAGGAGUUUAGGACCUGGUUCUGUACAAUGUGUAAACAAGAACAGCAAUCGGAAGGUGGUGUCUCAUGAAGCUGUGCUGGGGGGGAAACUGGCCACAAAAACAAGCUUUACACUGAAUCGAUCAGGAAGCCUCAGAGCAGAAGAUUUGACAGGAGCUGCCUUGUACCGAAGAUUGAAGGACUACAUUCUAACAGAGGACCAACUGAAAGAGAACGGCUACCCUCUGCCCCACCCUGACAAACCUGGCCGAGCUGUGGUCUUCACCACUGAAGAGAAGAAAACCACAGACUCAUCCUGCCGAAUUUGCUGUCGCUGUGGCACUGAGUACCUAGUCUCACCCACCGGCAAUUGUAUCCGGAAGGAGGAGUGUUGCCAUCACUGGGGGAGGCUGCGUCGACAGAGAGUGGCUGGUGGAUGGGAAACCCAGUAUAGUUGCUGUUCAGGAGCGGUUGGUUCUGUUGGGUGUCAGGUUGCUAAGCAACAUGUGCAAGAUGGCCGCAAAGAAAACCUUGAAGGAUUCGUCAAAACCUUUGAAAAACUUCCCUCUGCAGAUGGGUAUCCAGGAAUAUAUGCCCUCGACUGUGAGAUGUGUUAUACCAAACAAGGCCUGGAGCUGACGAGAAUAACUGUAAUCAACUCUGAUCUGAAAGUUGUCUAUGACACAUUUGUGAAACCAGACAACAAAGUUGUGGAUUACAACACCAGGUUUUCCGGGGUGACAGAAGAAGACUUGCAGAAUGCGUGUAUAACCCUUCGGGAUGUCCAGGCAGUAUUGUUGAACAUGUUCAGUUCAGACACCAUCUUGAUAGGACACAGCUUAGAAAGUGACUUAUUUGCUCUCAAGCUUAUUCACACCACAGUAGUGGAUACAUCAGUGGUCUUCCCUCACCGCCUCGGGCUCCCCUAUAAGAGGGCACUGCGGACGCUGAUGGCCGACUACCUCAAGCGUAUCAUCCAGGACAAUGUGGAAGGCCAUGAUUCAAGUGAAGACGCCAGUUCUUGCAUGGAACUGAUGAUUUGGAAAAUCAAAGAAGACUCAAAAGUCAAGCGAUGACUCCUCUCUCCUCCCCUUCCUUUCCCUUCCUCCUUAACCCUCCAUCACCACCCCAGUCCCCUCACUUCCUCCAAAGCAGUGCAAUAAAUCCUCAGAGUUAACACUGUUCACCUUGCAAACAAGAGCCUCCCCUGCCCACCCCCUACCAGAGCCCCUCCCUCCUUCCCUCCCUGCCCCUGCUCCCCCCUUAGCCCCAGCCCAGCAGCAUGCUUUACCCUGGCGUGUCUGUGCAGUUUGGGGUGCUCGUGGAAAUCUAGAGACUUGUGCCAGCUCAGCACAAGGGGCUGGGCUCCCUGGCUCCUGUACCUCUUGUCUCCAUCAGAUGAGCAUUUCUGAUUCUUGCCUUUCCGGUCCCACAAGGUCAUGUUGAGCUGCACACCCAGAACUAGGUCCUAAUUCUCUGCCCCAGAGGCAGUUUGAUCAGGUCUGCAAAGUACUGUUUCUUUUUACAUGAUGUUAAGGGGAGGGUGGGUUGGGCGGGCAGGGGAGGGUAUGUACAGUUAUUGGGUUUAUUUAGGAGGGGGGAAUAGGGUUAUUAUUUUUUAUUAUUAUUUUUAUCAUUUUUAAUUUAAACCUGAAGAAUUGCACAGCAUCUGUCUGCCUGCCUGCCGCUGCAAGGAUCUGGUGCUGCGCCACCCUUGGGGCUGGUGGAUGGUUGGAAGAGAAUCUGACAGGGCCCUGUCCAGCUCCUGAGGGAAAGAGCAGGAUACCAGCAGGAUGACGUUUCCUAGAGGGCACAGGUCACAUUCCCUUGAAGCCAACAUCGAGUGAGGCAGCUCUCCAUGAUGCUACCCCCUAGUCAUUGUCCUUUGGGGAAAGAAGCCACUGGUGUCUUAAACACGUUCGUCCCCUCCUGGGACAGGCUGCACUGCUGGAAUCCCAAGGAAGGCCUAAGCCCCUGGCUGGUAUGGAACUCUGAGCAUGCCACACCCCCUCUUCCCCAGUAACCCCAAUUUCCGGUCACAUGCAUAGGGACCUCAGCCUUGUUCUGGGUUUUGUAUCUUGUCCCCUUCCCCUGGUUUGUUCCUCUUGGAGAGAAAGCGUCACCUCCCAUGGAGGGGGAUUGAACAGCAUGUCUUUUGGCGCAUUCUGGUAUUUUGGCCCCUGCGCUGGGGCCUUUUCCCCUUCUGUGUCUUCAUGGAGAUGAACCAACCGUGAUCUAGGCAUUCCCACCCUGUGCUCUGGGAGCAACCCAGGAGUCCUAGACACAGCUUCAGUUUGCUCAGCCAAUGAUAGCGGCCUGGGGUAGCAUCCUUGGCCCUUUCCCUGAACAUCAGCGUCUGGUCUGGCGCUGGCAUCAGUGACAUGAAACCAUCGAUCGGCCUGUUCUUUUCUAACUUUUUUUUCUUAUUUCCACUGAAUUUGUGGGGUUUGUUUUUACUAAGGGAAAUUUCCGGAAGGCUGCAUAGGUACUGUUCUCCACUGCCUAGUUUUCUUCCCCUUCCCUGUCAGCUGAAACAAAAUAAAUGUUUGUAUAGAUUUCAGCUUUUGUAUAGAUGUCAUUGGUGACUGAAUGAGCAGGUUAGAAUCAUGUGGAGUCAACUUUCUAAUGGCUUCCAUGGCUAGAGACCCUUUGCCAUGGGAGACAGUCCUGGAGUUCAGCACUGAGAUAAGAACCCUCUUUUGCCUUAAUGUUAAUAACCAAGUUCCUCAGCCUGGUUUAUUCAUGGGAACAGUGCAGGGAUCUUGGGGUUUUGUGCGUGGUUUUUUGUUUUUUGGUUUUUUUAAGGGAGAAAACCAAAUAGGAUCCACAUGUUCCAGGAGAUUGGCCACGGCCCAUCUCUCAGUGUGGCACCACUUGGUGGGGGCAUGGAGGACCUGACGAAGCCCUGUGGGGACUGGCUAGCCUGAGGGGCUCACUUUCCUCUUUCUCCUUAAGGCCCUGCCUGGCAAGGUCAUUGGUCCAGCGUCAUCAGUGUUGUUCUUGACAAAAGCCGCUACAUUCUGGACCAAAGCUGUCCAUGCACUUCCUUCUAGCAUGGCGCAUAUGAUUCUAGAGGCUUUUAUUUUAUUGAUCCUUUAUUCAUUUGCUUCCUCUCCCCAGGAGGAGAGGCGGGUGCAGAUAUCGUUCUGUGCCAUACGUGAAAAUGACUGUUUGCCCUCUAAGCAAAACCCUGUAAAUCUGCUCCAGUUUUCCCGUUGACUUGAAUUAUCUGGGGGGGGGUGUGUUCCCAGGUCGGCUGUUUAACGCGUGGGUGAGGGGAUGGAGUCUCUUCAUUUAGGAGAGUGGUAUCUCAAAUCGAUUUCACUUUUUUAAGUGAAAAUCAGACACCCUCCUCCUUCAGCUCCCGCCAUGCCACAUCCUCUGCCCUGAAUCUCUUUUCCCCAGUGACUGUUCUGUAUCUCUGAUACCAAUUUAAAAAAAAAAAGUAGGGGGGGAGUAGUAGCUGCCAACCUCCUGCUGUGAGCACAUGCCCUGGUGGCCUUUUGGGGGGGUGGGGCUUGCCCUAAAAAUGUCACGACUUUGAAUCUUCAGGUUAUAUCCAAUGAGAUCUGCUGCCUACUUUGAAUUACAGCCUGGUGGAAUUUUAUAUGUUGGGUUUUUGGACAACACAGGAGGUCUAUCCCUCUGUAUUUCUAAGCCUCUCCAGUGGCCAAGACCACUGUAAGGGGCCACACUGUCUGAGAAGAAUAGGGGAGGGAAUUGUUUUUUUUUUAAUGUAGCCCCCUGAAUUUUCUUGUUUCAGGGGCUUUUGAUUUCUUCUUAAGUAUGAGUGCUGCCUCCACACUUCAGUGGAUGUUAGAUGGUCUUCCUUGCUGACCGUGGCCAAAAAACCCACCAUUACCUGGUGGCCAAACUUUUAGCCUCCCUUUAAAGGAAACAAGGGGGUCGAAGCAAGAAAGAACGUCAACAAUAAAAUCCUUGUAAUCUCUGUGGAGCUACUGAGUCCCUCUUUCCACGGCUUUUAGGAACCAAAUUGAUACUUGGAGCUGUUGGACCCUCGGGGAAGUGGUGGCCCAUAGGGGCUGGCCUCCUGGAAGCAUUAAAGAACCAGCUCUUCUCUGGCUUUCUUCUUUCCCAGGAGGCUUAAGUAGACUUUUCUUGAUUCACUGUCAGCCCAGGUCUCCAGAUGGUCACUUAGGACCUCAGUGUUCUGCAGGUUACUCUCUCUGUCAGAGGCAUCCAGGGCACACAGUGAAGAACCGUAUCUCCUUGCUUUAAAGGUUGGUUUGGGUGGCAUGGGCCUGCAAAAGCCACUUGAGUCCAUUCAAGUAAGGAAAGGAAGAUGAUGAGUAGUUUGUGCCCUCCUCCCCCGCGUUCAAAUAGGCUCUAAGCUCAAUGCCUUCUGGAGGAGUGUUGAAUUGGCCAUUGGCUUAAGCCUGUGACUCCCCUGGGGGGAAGGACACCUUCUUCCCCAUAAAGCUUGGCCCCCUGGGAGAAAUCAUUAGCUGGCUCUGUGGAGGAGCAGGCCCUCAGUUAUUUCAGCUGGGAGAGCAGGGGCAACCAGCUGAGACGGUGCUGGACAGUGAGCCCCCUACCCUGCCUUCCUUCUUCAGAGGCAAAAGCAGCUGGAUCAAAGGGGAGAGGGUCAUUAGCAGAUGAUGCUUAGCUCCUGGAUUUCAGCCAGUGGCUGAUUGAGAAAUUUAGCAGGUCCUUUUCUUCUCAGAGAAGAAACCUUAGCCCCAAAGGGAUCUGCCAGUUUGGGGUCGGGGCCAUUGCUGCUAGUGGACUGCUAAUGGAGAAAGAAAAUAGUCUUUCUCUUCCUUUUUCAAGUGCCCCACUUUCUCAAGAGCCUUCCUGGCUGGAUAUUUCUCCUUUGUGAAUGGGCCCAGUACAGCUGGCCCCUUCUCCUUUGAGAAUUCUUUGAAGCAUUUACCUUUCAAAGUUUUUCCAGGCUUUUCUCCUCCCCUCCAAACACACCCCCACACACUUGUGCCCUCCCCAUCUUUAAUCUCCCUGGGCCUCAGUUUCCCAAUUUGUGAAACGAGGGAUUUGAACUAGAUGCUCUCCUAGCUCUCCUUUCUAGCUCUAAAUCUUAUCCUUCCUCUCUCCCAGUUGGAUAUUAAAUUGGGAUAGAUUGGAGGCCUCGGUGUGCCAGGAUGCCCAGAGACCACUGGAGUCGGAAUGGGUAGUCACCAAGGAGGGGCCCUCCCAAGCACAGCUUUGGUGCCCUAGCCUCUGUGAUGCAUCAGGCACCCACAGGAGAGAGUCCUGAAGCGCUGGUAGCGUUGGGGACUGUACAUAGAGAUAUUGUAACUGUUCAUUUCUUUUUUGUAACUAUUAUUAUUUUUUAAUAAAAGG